Punctularia strigosozonata HHB-11173 SS5 is the source of this 972-nucleotide messenger RNA. RefSeq lists its product as uncharacterized. The record is from RefSeq and is a predicted model, not a curated record. NCBI's taxonomy places the organism in Eukaryota, Fungi, Basidiomycota, Agaricomycetes, Corticiales, Punctulariaceae. The transcript is spliced from 9 exons. Bases 1 to 972 code for a protein of 323 amino acids.
AUGUCUACACCUCAUCUAUUCCCCGAUAACGUCAAGCGGGCGGACAGGUUACAGCAGCUCAUCAACCACAUCGGCGGGCUUCAAAGCGACAUUAUCAAAGAGAAGCGCCGAAUGGACGAGUUAGACAAGGCCGCGCGAGCGAUCUUGGACGAGUUGCUUCAUAAAGGCGAUAUAUCGACCUUGGAAGAGCUCAAGAAAAAGGCGAUGAGCAAGCUCACAGAAGAGCAACGCCGUACCUAUCAGACCAUUGGCGAAACGAUGUUCUGGGCGGCACUCGUUAUCGGGGGUCCCGAACUAGCCAAGUUAGGCGGAACCGCAAUUAUGGGUCUCUUCAAAGGCGCUUCUAGUAUGCAAGCCGUGCAAAGCUCAGUCAGCGCACUCGUCGAUACGCUCGUGAAAGCAACAGCCGGAACUGCAGCUGCCGCUGGCGAAGGUGUUGCACAGGCUGCGCAGACCGCGUUGAAGAGCGCUGAAGCUGGAGAAGGUACUGUUAUCGCUGCUGAAGAUACACCAGAAGGAGCCGAAGUCACCAAGAGCAUUGGCUUCCUCGGUAAAUACGGCAAAUGGUUCUCCCGCUUUGGGGUUGUAAUCUUGGUGGCGACACCUAUCGUCGAGCUCUUCCUCGGUGCUCGGCAGAAAGAGCGACUCAUUGACGGCAUUCACGAGACGCAGGUGGCUCGUUUGGUAGUCGAUUGCCUGCGAGAGCAAGCUCGGAAACUCACCGAACAAAUGACCUCGAUCAAGACCUACCUCGAUAUGCUGAAGAAAGGAAAAAAGAGCGAAGCAGCAGCCUUCGGCAAGGAACUUCUGGGCACGAUCAGGGCCGCCAACGCGGGGAUCGACUUGGAGAGUCUGGAGGAUGGUCUCGAAAAAUCGGAUAAGAGUUCCAGCAAUUAUUACGGCGAAGAUGAUCUGAAAUCUGCCACUGUGGUCGAACUGGCGCUCAAGAAGCAGGAUGGAGAAAAAUCUUAG